Molecule: messenger RNA, 888 nt
Organism: Haliotis rufescens (red abalone)
Lineage: Eukaryota; Metazoa; Mollusca; Gastropoda; Lepetellida; Haliotidae
Product: iduronate 2-sulfatase-like
Exons: 1
Coding region: 1-888 (295 amino acids)
Molecular function (GO): iduronate-2-sulfatase activity
Source: RefSeq, a predicted model, not a curated record
AUGUUGUGGCACCGCUUGACGGUUGUGCUGAUUCUAGUAAGUACACACGUCCAUUGCAAAAGGAAAAAUGUAUUAUUUCUUGUGGCAGAUGACAUGAGACCAGAUCUGGAUGUAUAUCAAGGAAGAGACUCUCCCUCCCCCGUCAGAGAGAAGGUCCACGCCCCAAACUUGAACUCUCUGGCAGGGAAGAGCCUUCUCCUCCGUCGUGCUUACGUCCAGCAGUCAGUGUGUUCUCCCAGCCGCACCUCCCUCCUCACUGGGCGCCGUCCUGACACCACCCACGUGUACGACCUUCACACCUACUGGAGGAAGGCUGCUGGCAACUUCACAACCUUACCCGAGUACUUCAAAAGACAUGGCUACAAUACCCUAGGCUUUGGGAAGAUCUUCCAUCACGGAGACGCAUCGGGAGAUAAUGAUCCAGUGUCAUGGUCGGAGCCAUGCUAUGAAACCAGACCAAAGGUGAAUAGCUUUGCUGAUGAUGGGAAUUCAUGGCGCGCGGUACCAACGUCUCUCUUAAACAGCAAUUCCCUCCAAGACACCGUCACUACAGACAUGGCAAUUCAGAAGUUGAAGUCCAUUGCACCGAAAGCUCGAUCUGGACAGGAACCCUUCUUUUUAGCAGUUGGUUAUCACAAGCCACAUCUUCCAUUUGUCUUCCCGGAGAAGUUUCUAAGCUACUACCCAGAUCAAUCCAUUCACGUACCUCCCAAUCAGUACGCCCCUCUGGACAUGCCCUCUCUCGCUUGGAUCACGUACCCAGAGCUGCGGUAUUACAAAGACAUUGCUGCUCUGAAUGCAACAGGGGCGCCCAAUACAACCCUGCCAGCCAAUGUAGUAAAGAACCUGAGACGAGCCUACUACAGCUGCAUCUCCUACAUUGAUUAG